AUUGAUUAUGAACGCACCAUUAGUCUAGAAAAAUCUGCUGAUAUUGUGUCGCUCGGUGUGUAAAAAUAAAUAUUUUUCAACAUUUCUGUGGACUAAAACAACCAAUUCCGAGCAUCUGAGAAGAAAACAUGACUGAAACUAAAGAGAAUCCGGUCAUUGAGCCGAGCCGCACUAAAAUAAAACACGACUGGUAUCAGACUGACGCUCAAGUUGUCAUCACAGUUCUACUGAAGAAUGCACCUAAGGAUAAAGUUAAAGUUAACUAUGGAGAGCGAAGUCUAUCCAUAUCUAGUGCUAUACCCGAUUCAGACUCCGAAUACAGUCUGGAACUAGACCUAGCCCAUGAAAUAGUACCUAGCAUGUGUAACCUAGUCGUCACCCCAUCCAAAAUUGAGGUUAAGCUACGGAAGAAAGAAGGAUUGAGGUGGACACAGUUAGACGGUGAUAGGAAAGAAGAUAAUAUUAAGGCUAUACCACAAGCGGUCAUAGAUGCGUCUGGGCCUCAACAACCGCCGAAGCUAUUCAAAAAAGACUGGGAUAAAAUUGAAAAGGAAAUGAAGAAAAUGGAAGAAGAAGAGAAGCCAGAAGGUGACGCGGCACUGAACGCUCUCUUCCAGAAGAUAUACGGAGAAGGCUCAGACGAAGUUAGACGAGCUAUGAACAAAAGUUUUGUUGAAUCCGGAGGUACCGUCUUAAGCACAAACUGGCAACAAGUAGGCCAAGAUAAAGUCGAAAUGAAGCCGCCAGAUGGCGUUGAAUUCAAGAAAUGGGAUUGAACUUCAUAAUAAUUAAAAGCAUAAUUAAUUAUAAUAAUAAUGUCUUAUUAAUGAGAAUUACGGCUGGUGUAGCGCAGAAAUGUUUUUUAUGUCAAACUAUUAUCGACUUUAAGGUUAUUGAAAUAGGACAUAAAAUAAUAAAUAUUAUAAAGCUGAAGAAUUUCUUGUUUGUUUAAAGGCCCUAAUCUCAGGAUCUAUCUGUGAGGCGUUAUAAAAAAAUAUUUCAGAGGUAACCUAUUUAUUGAGGCUACUUUUUAACGAGCUAAUCUCAUUGUGUACUGGUCCGAUUAAAAAAAAAUACAUAUUUCAGUGUUAACUUAUUAAUCCAGGCUACUUUUUCGACGGGUGAAAUUGCUGGCAGAAUUUAGUCUUAAAAUAAAUUGACAUAACUGUGAUUUUACAUGCGGAAGUUUAUAUGAAUUGAAUUUAGACCCUAUUUCAAUAAAUAAAAAUGUCGAUAAUAGUUUGACAAUGAAAAUUGCUCUUCGUUGCGUUAAUAGAUUUUAUAAUAAUGAAUUAUGUAUCUUGAUACUUGUAAUUAGGAGGCAAGCAGAAUUAGAAGCACAUAAUCCCUACUAUAAUAUUAUAAAUGCGAAAGUAACUCCUAUGUGGCAUUUCGCUUUUUUUUUCUUAUAAAUAAACGUUUUUAUCCGUUUCUGUGAUUCAAUAAUGAAUCAUAUUGUCUGCAAAUUAUAUACGAUUGCAAUAUGAUUGUAGAGCAAACUACCGUAUAGUAUAGACCAAAAUCACCAAAAUGGCAGACCAAUCGCUUACCAAUCAAAGGUCUAAUUUCCGGUUAAAUUCCCGCUAAGGUUAAAACUGCUAUUGCGAUUCAAUUUUGACAUUUUGAAAUUAGGAGAAUCGGGUCCCUGAGUCGUUAGUAUUUUAUAUUUUUAUAAAUAAAAAGACCGUUCUUAUUGUUUUUUGGUAGUUUCCCAUAAUAAUUUCAUUAAUAAAUAGGUAUUCUGUACUUAAUAUUAUAUUCUGCUAGCUUCUUAAAACUAAGUUUCAAGUGCCUAUAUUAUGUGUAGCGUGACCAAAAUAACUACACUAUUAUGUACGCAAUAAAUAUGUUUUUUUUU
Messenger RNA from Helicoverpa armigera (cotton bollworm), 1858 nucleotides. It is a transcript of the gene Sgt1, whose product is annotated as suppressor-of-G2-allele-of-skp1. The record is from RefSeq and is a predicted model, not a curated record. The transcript has 6 exons. The coding region runs from base 129 to 776 and encodes 215 amino acids. Gene Ontology annotation, molecular function: protein-folding chaperone binding. Lineage: Eukaryota; Metazoa; Arthropoda; Insecta; Lepidoptera; Noctuidae.